GGAACUUUAAGCUGUCAAAAAGCCAAAACAAUAAUUAAUUUUUCACGAUAAAAAUGCAAUAGCGCGAUGGAUCAGGCGAGUGGAGAUAAGAAGGAGCACAAGAACGGCACUCCGCUAUCCGUGGAUGAGAUUGAGAUUGAAAUACUGCCCACAAUCUACGCAAUAAUCCGAAGUGUGGAGAAGGAUCCUGUGGAUAAACAGAGAGAAUCUCAAGACUGCAGCCUCAAGGUUCUGGAAUUGCAGAAGAAACUGGACAGCGUCCGGACACAAAUCCGCCAGUUGCCGAUUGAUCUCAACAAGGAGGAACAGCUGCAGCGGCUUGAGACGUUGCGUCAGCAACUUGUGCUGAAGCAGAACCUCCUGAAGAAAUACAAAAACAUCCAAUUCUAAUCCCCAAAAAUGGUUCUCAGACUCCUCAUGCGCUACCUCGCCAACAAUGAGCAGCUCAUCCAGCGUCUCUCCGAAAGUUAUCCCAUCCGUCGGGCAGCACAGCUCACCCUGUACGCCUUCUACCGUUCAAAGAUGGUCGCGGAGAAUCAUCACCUUACCCCUGAGCGCUUCCGGGCGUUCUUCCGGAACUUCAGCACCAACUUCAAGGAAGAACUCGAAGGGGCAAAGAAGGAAAUGAAGAAUCGCAAAUAAAUUCCUUUCUUUUUUUCUAUAAAAUAAAUCUUUAUUUUAGAAA
Molecule: messenger RNA, 685 nt
Organism: Lutzomyia longipalpis
Lineage: Eukaryota; Metazoa; Arthropoda; Insecta; Diptera; Psychodidae
Gene: MED9
Product: mediator of RNA polymerase II transcription subunit 9
Exons: 3
Coding region: 67-390 (107 amino acids)
Biological process (GO): regulation of transcription by RNA polymerase II
Cellular component (GO): mediator complex
Molecular function (GO): transcription coregulator activity
Source: RefSeq, a predicted model, not a curated record